Molecule: messenger RNA, 620 nt
Organism: Chroicocephalus ridibundus (black-headed gull)
Lineage: Eukaryota; Metazoa; Chordata; Aves; Charadriiformes; Laridae
Gene: TMEM218
Product: transmembrane protein 218
Exons: 3
Coding region: 44-391 (115 amino acids)
Source: RefSeq, a predicted model, not a curated record
CGGCGCGGCGCGGUUGCUAGGGAGAAAGCGGCGGCGGAGCGGCAUGGCGGGCAUGGCGCUGGGCGUGGGGCCCGGCGUGCUGGUGCUGCAGCUGCUGUGGGGCCUGGCGCUGCUGCUCUGCCUGGCGCUGUCCCGCACGGCCGGCCGGGCCCGGUUCGCCGUGGUGCUGGUGACGCUGGGGGCUGCCAUCCUCAGCGCCGCGCUGCUGCUCUUUCCCCGGGAGGACGAGCACCCGGCCGCGGCCGCCGCCGACGAGAUCGUGGACACCUUCUUUAUCGGCCGCUUUGUCCUCCUGGCUGUGAUGAGCCUGGUCGUACUUGGCUGCCUGUUCCUGCUCCUGAUUUACCACCUCAUGGAGCCGGUGUAUGCCAAACCGCUCCACAACAGCUAGCAGCAACCGGAGACGGCAAUCCCCACGAAGAGAAAAAUCCCAAUUUCAUGGCAAUAAACCAGGAAGGGAGACCAGGAGACCGCUGACGUCAGGUUUUUUCCAAGCUCAGAAAGAGCCGGCCAAGCAAGCGAAAUGUGUCGCUCGCACCAGCGCUGCGUCUUCCAUCUUUAAAAGCGAAGUUCGGACUGAGCACGAGCACCUUCCUCUCCAGGACUCCAGAUGGAAAAGG